GGCUCCCGUUCUGCCGGGGACUUUGGUUAGAAGUGAGAUUCCCGCCCCUCGGCCUCGGCCACGACCACUGUGGUCUGAUUUCCCCACCCUUUCCCUGGGGCUUACUCACGGCCAUUGUUGCUGUCCCCUCCGUGCGUGCGUGGGCCCUCUGCUUCCCUAUCACGCUGCGUGGGUUCAAAGAACGAGGUCAUCCAUGCGUCCCUUGUCUAACCUUUAACCCUAGCCGUGGGGGUUGGGCUCGUUAGUCCUGGACACGCGCGAUCAGCUGAUGAGAGCGCGCGACGACCGACCGUUGGCGGGGUCGGCGGUGCGGUUUCUCCGGCUGAUGGGUGAGGACGCGGCCGUGGAUCUCCGCCCUGGGCGGCCACGGGGUGGGGCCUGAGAGCGGAGUGGGGGUGGUCGGGAGCCGAGGAGGAGGGCCGGGCUCGAUCGAUCGCCGGUUCUUCCCUCCCCGGUGGAGAAGUGGGGACGCAGCUGUUUCCGCGAGGAGAAAAUCUCCCCGAGAGUGAGUUUCUCGGCUCUGACCUGUGGCGUGGCUCAAACUCAAGGAAACUGUGAUAAAUACCCCUUCGUGGUCGGUUUACAACCUCAUCUGUACCUCUAUUCUCACGUUGUUCUGUGCAUUUCCAGUGUAUUACAUAAUAAAGACACUGUCGCUUGUAGGGAAGAUGUCUGAGAAACUGAGGAGAUGCAGAAAGGAGCUGACUGCAGCCAUCGACCGGGCCUUUGAAGGAGUCAGCCAUUCCCAGGAGUGCUCGGGCCGCCCGCGGGUGGAGCCCGACGCCGCCCCGCUCUCCUUCCCCCUCCCCGUGCACCGGCUCCUCUGCCGGAGGCACCCGCUGGUAGCCUGCUCUUCUGCGGCUCCAUUCUCUCCCAUCCCUGGCGCUCUGGAGAACGAGAACGUGGCUUUUGCACCAAACUAUGCCCCCGUGAAUGCAAAGCCCCAGGCGCUCUGCCCCAAAAGAAACCCUCUGAGCAGCAAGGAAAACAUCCUGGUGCGUUCCUCCAUUUUGGCACCCGAAAGACAGUUUUGGCGAGCAGCAGGAGAUGGGGAGAACUGGAAAAAAGACAGUCUAAGGAAUGAUACAGAGAAGGAUGUGAAAGUUGACACAAGCAUCCCACUCAGUGGUUCCAGCCAAGAGGUUACAAAGGAUCUGCUUGAUAUGAUUGACCAUACAAGCAUCCGAACUAUUGAAGAAUUGGCUGGUAAACUAGAAUUUGAAAACGAGUUGAACCGUGUGUGUGGCCACUGCGAAGAUUCACCUUUCAAGGACGAAGCCUGGGCCUUGCUAGUGGAUGAGAGCCCUCAGAAGGCCCCGGACGCAGACUCUGGCGGCCUCAGGCAGGCUUUCGAUGACCACAAUAUCGUGGAGACUGUUCUGGACUUGGAAGAGGACUACAAUUUGAUGACCUCUUUUAAAUACCAAAUUGAUUCAUCUUGGCAAGCCAAACAAUCACUGGAUUGUUUCCGUGGAAACACCAAACUGCAGUUUGGAUUAGCAGAAUCAAAAUAGAAACAAGGCAGCUUCAAGAAUAAAUAGGAGCUUUGGAACCGGCUAGUCGCCAACUGCAAGUUCAACUUCCAGCACAAGGCAUGUGAGAAGCUGGGCCCAUCCAGUUCUGUAAGGAGGGGUUUCCAGGUCCUCUGGCUGCAUCCUGCCUGCAGGGUCGAGGCCAAAAUCACUAGAAACCAGCUCUGUCAGUGUAUUGGUAAACUUUGUAACAAAACUUAGGGCAGGAGGUGGUCUGAAGAAGCAAGGAGAGGCUGGGAACUGGAGGAAAAGACGGGAGAAGGGACAGAAAGGAGGAGAGAUGAGUAAAUGCCAAGUGAAGGUCCAGCAGAGAGCAGAGGCCACAGCUGAGGCUUGAGAGUAGAGCAGCAGUUCUUUCAAGAGGACAAUUCAAGGGUGGCCAAGGACUGGAAACAGCAACCCCGCCCUCAGCCCCUUCCAGAUUUCAGUGUUUCCCUACAUUCCUGGGCCUGGCUGUCUAGCCAUAGAGAUCAAGACUAGAGCCUGAAUUCUUGCCAGGUAAGCUCUGGGGCACUGAUGGUCAGUAAGCGUCUGCCUCAGUGUGGCUCCAGCCAGCAUAAUCAGGCACACAAGCUUACCUUCUCAUCUUUAAGUCUCAGGGCUGCCCACCCCCUGCUCCCCUCACCAGGGGAGCGGGGGAGCCACCUCUUGGCCCACCUGCCCUGCCUCCUUAACAUUCUGCUGCACCCUGCAUUUCCAAGCCCAGGGAAGACUCUCAAGGGGGUCAGGAGACCAGGAGGAUGGAGACAGGCCACCUGGGGGACCUGUGCCCCUCACCUUGGCAUCCAGGUAUGUGCUGGUAAGGUAGCACCAUCCUGCCACAGGAGAAGCCGUGAGCUGUUAAUGAUCAAAGAAAUUGAUGAAAAGGAUUCCCUCCUCCUGAAUGAUGGGCCAGGGCUCACCCUCUAGCAGAGGGAGCCUCCUCUUAACCGAGGCACAAGAUGUUUGAUACAGCAGAGAAGGCCAGUGAACCAGAAAGGGGAGCCGGGGAGGCCACCAAACCUGCUUGUGGGUCGUUAUUGAAAAGACUGUCAUCCGGAGACAAUCUGAGGCUCUGGUAAUUUGCUUUCUCCCUGGAGUACGUGGGAGAACAUUAAUAUUUUAGGUUCCUGCUAAAUAUUUAUAGAGGGAGCAAAGUUUUAUUCAGGAAAUCUACUGACAAUGGAUUGCGGCUCUGGUGGGGAAGGACUUCCUGUGCUAGGCCAGCUGGAAAGUGCCUGAUUCGAUGAAGAGUUUUGGCCUAAGGCCUGGCAUGAAAAAAUAAUUUUAAAACCUGCUCAGCUCUUGUAGGAAGCAGCUAUCUUUUUUGAGGGCAAAAAUGCUGUGGUUUUCUGGGUACUUUGGGUGGGAGCUGGCCUGGGAGAGAGGAAUGGGCACCUUAUAGGAGACCUGUCGUCAGGAGCCCUUUGGAACAUCUGAGACGAAAAAGGGAAGUUGCAGAGGGCUACUGGAGAGACCCAACUUUCAGGACAGGCUGCCAGGAGCUGUUUGAUAAGCAAGCUGUCCCUGCCUUUAGUACAUAUUUGUCAGUUGUCUCCUAGUGACACACCACUCCUGGAUGCUGAGAAUACAGUAGGGAUGAGGUGGAUGCUGUUCUUUUAUUUUUUACAGCUGCUGUUCUUGCUUCUGAGUUUAUGUUCCACUAUGCAAGGUGGGCAAAAUACAGAUUUAAAGUAUCAUUUCAGAUGGAACUAUCUGAGAGAAAUGAAAACACAGUAAGGGAAUGGGCAACGAGGAGGGCAAGCCCCUUCAGAGACCUCUCUGUAGGUGAUGUUUAAAUUGAUACUUGACUGUGAAGACAAUUAGGUGCUGCAAGUGGCUUCUUUUCCAUCCUCAGACUGUAGCUGGGGUUGUAUAGAAGGAGGAGCCCCUAGGUGGGCCCUGGGCCAAUAGACCUCCCACCACAUCCGCCCCUGUGUAGCUACAUACAUCUCUAUCAGCAUCCAAAGAACCAAAAAUGUGUGCUUCAGGGAUGUGCUGGGCUGUGUCAUGCUCACCAAAUUUGGCAGGAACAUAAUAGUUGGGUUUUUUUUUUUUAAACCCUUAGGAAUAAAAUAAGAAAUAUAAUAUCCUUUCCUGAUGAUUACUAGAGACAGGCAGUGUAAUUUAUUUAGCCCAGCCUUGUUAGGUGUUAAAUGUACUGCUUAUUCUACAAAAACACCCAGCUCAUGUAACACUGAGUCACUCUGGCCUUUUGACUUUUAAACAAAAUAAAAUACUUCUAAAGAAAUAACAGGAUUUCAUAACACAGCAGAAUUAAGGAAGAGAGGGUUCUGCCUUGGCAUUCUAAAGUUGGAAGGAAACAUCAAUGAGAAGGCCACAGUCAUAAAUGUUGGUGGAGUUCUCUCAACAGGGUCUCAGCUUUGAAGUAAAAUGAUUAAACUUUUCAACUUAGAGCAAUAAAACAUUUCCAAAUGCA
Capra hircus (goat) is the source of this 3951-nucleotide messenger RNA. It is a transcript of the gene C22H3orf62, whose product is annotated as chromosome 22 C3orf62 homolog. The transcript has 4 exons. The coding region runs from base 669 to 1514 and encodes 281 amino acids. The record is from RefSeq and is a predicted model, not a curated record. Lineage: Eukaryota; Metazoa; Chordata; Mammalia; Artiodactyla; Bovidae.